AUCAAUGAGUCUGAGAGCAGUGGCCCUCUUCCAUUGUUAUUCAACAAUUUUGAGAUCCAUUGGCACUAUUGGUCAUGGCCCAGCCAACAACUUCAAAAGGUUUGAAAGGAAAAUUCCUAAUGAGAUGCACAGAAUGCCAGGAAUGUGUUCAUGUGCGGUCUACAAAAUGCCAGAGAUGUGGGUACAACUUUAAAGCUCGUCGGAUGGAAAGCAAAAAAAAAAUGGAAGAAUCUCUCCUCCUUAUUGGAAAGAAGGUAGCAGAACGAAACAACAUCUCCCGGGCUUACAGAGCCAUUGAGAAGCAGAUGGCAAAAAUGCGUGGUGCUGGGUAUGAAACCGUGUUCAUCUAUUACAAAAAAGGACUCCAUAAAGCUACUCAAGGCAUUUUGCCAGCAGAUUGCCUAACAGCAGCAGACUGUAAAUCAAUAAGCAAUAUCUUCCAUUUGUAUUCACAUCCCAAUACAUGA
This is a messenger RNA of Procambarus clarkii (red swamp crayfish), 467 nucleotides long. The record is from RefSeq and is a predicted model, not a curated record. NCBI's taxonomy places the organism in Eukaryota, Metazoa, Arthropoda, Malacostraca, Decapoda, Cambaridae.